UCCAGGUGGCAACGUCGAAGCAACAAACUCACUGAUAAUCCGCAUAAAUAAUUGCCAAUUCUUAUCUGUUUAAGUAAAUAAUAGUUUUAAAAUAAGUAAUAAGUAAGAGCGUGAGACACAAUGGCGGAUCGGGCUAUUAAGCUGCUGGUGAUCGGGGAAAGCGGUGUGGGCAAGUCCAGUUUGAUUCGUCGCUUCGUGGAGAACAAGUUCGAUGAGAAUCAUGACGUCACGAUUGGCAUGGACUUCAAGAGCAAGGUGAUGAACGUCGACGGAAUCGACUACAAGGUGGCUCUUUGGGACACGGCAGGCGCGGAAAGGUUCCGCAGUCUUACACCCAGUUUCUACAGGAAGGCCCUGGGCGCCAUCCUCGUGUACGAUAUCACCAACAGGGAUUCCCUGGUCAAAUUAGAGGCCUGGCUGGCCGAAUUAGACAGCUACAGCGAUAAUCCAAACAUAGCGAUCAUUGUGGUGGGCAAUAAGAUUGAUCAGGAACGAGUCGUGGAUCGUGAGGAGGGUCGCAAGUUCGCCAGGAAGCACAGGGCGCUUUUCAUUGAGACCUCGGCCAAAUGCGAUCAAUUCGUCAGUGAUGUGUUCAAGGAUGUUGUGGAGAAGAUCGUUUCCUCCGAGUACUUCAACAAUGGCAAUGGCUCUAGCGGUCUGGAUAUAGCUAGCGAUCGGGAUCUGGAGGCAAGCGCUUCCACGUGUUACUGUUGAUAUUUGGAUGUUGUACGUGCUUUUGUCAAAUUUAUAUCGUGUAUUUAUUUAAUCGUUUCAAUAUCACUAGCAUAAAGUCAAACUCGGCAA
Messenger RNA from Drosophila ficusphila, 804 nucleotides. It is a transcript of the gene Rab18, whose product is annotated as ras-related protein Rab-18. NCBI's taxonomy places the organism in Eukaryota, Metazoa, Arthropoda, Insecta, Diptera, Drosophilidae. Gene Ontology annotation, molecular function: GTP binding; GTPase activity. Bases 121 to 714 code for a protein of 197 amino acids. The transcript is spliced from 3 exons. The record is from RefSeq and is a predicted model, not a curated record.